CGACAGUGAUUGAUCUUCUUCAUUUUCCAUUGUAUCUAGUAUCGUUGGACUGUAUCGACAUCAUGAUGACCCCGAUCUUUAUCGCUCUCCUUGCUGCCGUUGCGUCCGCGCAGAACGCUGCCAUCGGAUUCCCCAAGCAAGGCCAGGAGAUCACUCCGGGCGAUAAUCUGGUCGUCCAGGUCCAGCGCCCAAACACCCUGACAGGCUCCCAGGAGGUGGGUGUCGUUAUUGGCCUGUCAUCCUGCGCCUCCAAGCCCUGCUUUUCCCCCCAGGAUUCAAUGGGCACGGUCCUGUAUAACGGUCCCUUCAAGCCCGUAUACCAUGAGACCAGCCAGCCUCCCUACCAGAACUUUACCGUGCAGAUUCCAGACUCGGCGGUCAAAGGAGAUGCGCAGAUUAAUGUGGCACAUGUGGCUAUUGUCGGGGCGAGCGCGUGGCCGUAUUUGGACCUUCUUAACCAGACUGUCGUUGUAGAGUAAAUCCUCUGGGGUGGGAGGUGUGGUGUUGAUUUGAGCCUGUAUAGACUGUUGUUAGUGUCUGGAGCUGUAUAUUCGUUCAUUACUAGUUUUCUUCGUCUUAUUCCUGGAAUUUUGCUGUAGGUUCGUCUAUGAUGAAAUUUUUGUUCCUCAGGCAUUUCUUUGCCAGGAGCUAGG
Molecule: messenger RNA, 653 nt
Organism: Aspergillus alliaceus
Lineage: Eukaryota; Fungi; Ascomycota; Eurotiomycetes; Eurotiales; Aspergillaceae
Exons: 3
Coding region: 63-479 (138 amino acids)
Source: RefSeq, a predicted model, not a curated record